GCUCGACUGGUGUAUCGGGGAAGAAGUCAGCAGCCAGACGGAUCGAUCUUCUUGUCCGGUUGUCCCGCCCUGGCAGGCAGCAUAGUCGGCCGGGGUGAGGCGAGGUCACGCUGAACUUUCCCGCCAUGGCAGCGGUUUCCGACGGAUUACGCCACUGUCGGAUAAAAAGAACCCGGCCAAUCAUGGUCCGGCGGAGGUUUGUGUUUGCUUAUCUUUUGCGGCAGGUAAGCUGUAGGCUUCAAUCAAAGGCUUUUGUUUUUCAGCCGAGAAAUUACAGCGACUGAGAAACCACGUCGCUGUGCACUACGUACUCCACUUGGAAAACUCGCCUUGUAAGACUGACCAUCCCUUGCGUUCAAGCCUCCUCCCCUCGGCCCCUCCCCUGCUGGGAUUCCAUAGCCCCAAUGAUUAAUAACCUGGAAUUCUGCCCUAGCUAGUUACCCUGGGAAAUUCUCAUGGUGAGUGUCUGGCACGACACACUUUGAUUGGUUGGUUUCGGAGCUAAGGUGAAGCUGUCAGGGAACGAGCAAUUAUCCUUCCUUCCUAGGCGAGUAGCCCAUUUGGUCUCUGAUCUCUAUCCGCUCAGAGGAAUGGUCUAUUUUGCCUCCCUUUUUAAGCCCAUGUCCUCCUCCCUCGCCAUCAUUCAUCCCAACAAAGCGUGUCAAACCUCUCCCUCAAGUGUUGUCCCAAUACCCACUACCUCUUCUCUCCACCGUCUUCUUCAGCUCUCUCGAGCGGAAGGAAAAGGUCUCAUGGAGGGCCUCAUCCCGUUCAUCUACAGGGCCGUGGCGCAGUACAGGAAGGAGGGGCAGGUCUCCCUCGCCGACCUCCUCUUCGACGAGCAGCCGUCCUCGUCGCCCACGGCGGCCUCGGCCUACUUCCGCCUCCCCGGGGACUCCGGCCGGCACCAGCGCGUCUCGGCCGACUCCGGUGCAGCACGGCGGUCUCCGGCGCACCGUCGGCGCACCAUGGAGCACGGAUCGUGGUGACCGAUUGUGGUUGAAGCGCAGAAAGGCCAAUAAUAAAGGAAACAGAGCGAAGCAGGUGAAGACUUGCCUAGGUACGUCGUCGAGUACAUGCAGAUACGAUGUCGAUUGCUGAGCCUAGCUAAGCUAACACGAGCUUCAGACCUGCAGUUUAUGUGUGCUAUACAUGCAUAUAUUUGUAUUUCAGUUCAGCCUGUAACGAGUCGGUGAGUGUCAACUGUAAAUAUGGGAUGCACAAGCGCAGGACCUCCGAAGGAGGACUGUGAAGAAGAUGUAUAGUGUCAGAGUCCAUACAAAUACAUGGAGUGUAAUAUGGCAAUAAAAGCUUCACCAUGUACAAAAAGGUUGUGUACACGCACACAUGACUGCUUGCUGCAAGACUGCAAAAGAAGUGACUGUCAAGCAUCAA
Triticum aestivum (bread wheat) is the source of this 1395-nucleotide messenger RNA. RefSeq lists its product as uncharacterized. NCBI's taxonomy places the organism in Eukaryota, Viridiplantae, Streptophyta, Magnoliopsida, Poales, Poaceae. The record is from RefSeq and is a predicted model, not a curated record. Bases 591 to 989 code for a protein of 132 amino acids. The transcript has a single exon.